CUCUCUCUCCCUCCCUGAAGUGCUGCAGCGAGGGAGGACUGACUGCACCGAAAAAAAGCUCUACUUUCGUGCGCUAGCAAUUACCUCUGAUCUUAUUCAGAAGCAAAAAAGGCUCACCAGAUUUUUUCAGCAUAAAGUCAAAGCGCUGCUGGAUGCAAUGGGUAGACUAACCAUCAGACUAGUUUUAUCUUCUCGCCAUAAAUGAAGGUAAGUGAUGACUACUUUUUCUCUGAAACACGCUGAGUGUGUGAUACUUCUUAGUUAGAAAAGAAGACUAUAUUUCUAGGAAACAGUUUACGCCUGAACUUUAAUUAGGAUAAGACAUCAUGGGGUUCAUUUGUUUGCCUCUGUAAAUCUCAGGUUUAGGCUGCAUUUAAGUUUGGUUAUGUGAUAAUGUAUUUAGACCAGACUGUCCAUGCGGCUCAUGCAAAAGUAGAAAUUGGCGUCAACAUGCAGCAAACAUCAAAUUUGCAUUUGAUUUAAGGGAUGCACAGUUAAAUUUCAAUACUUUUUUUAUUGUGCAAAUUUAUUCAAGUAGUAUAAAAUGGUGACACAAAUUCUUUUGUAGGUCUAUAUAUAUAUAUAUAUAAAAUCUCAAAUGAAAACUGAAAGAAUAAGAUAUAUGGAAUUUCUAAUAUUUAUUUCCUGAUGAUCACUGACUGGAGUCCAGGUUGGGGUAAAGACUGGGGUUGUGGGUUGCGGACUGUGCACUAUGUAGUGCAAUCCAGCCGCCUGCCCCGGGGCAGUUAAAGCACUCUGCACUUCCGCCAAAAAGAGGAGAUGAUGCUGGAGCAGGCAACUGACUCAUCCGUGAACUGCACCUCGAGAGGCAGUGAGCGAUUGACAGGCACACAGCCGGUGAACUGGAAAUCUGUGGCAAAGUGCUUUGUUUGCAGUCUGAAGGCUGCUGUAGUGGUGCUGUUUGUGUACACUGAAUAUUUCCAGCAGUGAAAAAAAAAAGUGUUGGAUAAGCUGGAGUGAUUGCAGGUAUCAGAUAACACUCUUUUAGUACACCUGCUAUUGAUAAAGUUUUUGUUUUCUGACAGGAAAAUAGAGUAUUAUUGUAAUGCUGUUGUCCUUUGUUGGUAUUCAGAUCCAUUUUUAUCCCAAGCAUCCACAAACCUGUAAUUUGUUAGUUUUUCUAAAUCACACAGACUCUCCUGUGAACCUUUUUCUCUGCGUAAAGGAAAAUUGGAGUCUAUCUACAAAGUACAAAGAAUUCAGAAAUGUACAAAGCUGUGUGUCACUUGAAUUAUUAUGGUUUUUGCAUCUAAUAACAUUAAGUGUGAGUGAUGGUGUGACAGUUUCGUAUUUAGCACUUACCGGAUGUGUCAGCGGUGAAAUCUUGCAAGGUGGAGAGACCAUAUGUUUGCUCAGAAGAUCAAACAGACAUCAGCCUGAUGCAAAAAAGGCAAAGAUCGACUUUACAUACUGUAAUCUUGAUGGUUGGUCUGAACUUUUUCAGUGUAUUACCUGGAAGUAAUUAUCUUUCUUUCUUGUACAAGUGUAAUUCAUGUAACUCUCUAAUCUUCAAUUUAUAAACAGUUCUGAACAAACACAAUUUGUAUGUCAGUGCAUAUAAAUUUGAUCAUAUUUUGCACAAUUUUACCAAACACAGGAGAUUUUUUUUCCUUUUGUGAGUGAUGGGCAAAGCAGAUAUUUAAGUCAAUUCUGAUAUUAAUGGAGAGUAGAAAAAGCGGACAUCAAACCUGCUGCAGCUGCUUCAUGAAUCUGUAUGAUGUAAUUUAAGCGAGGUUUGCAAUCAGCAAUGCUUUUGAAGUUUUAACUUUGAUGACAAGGCUUCAACUGUUAAACGAAUAUGAUAGAGGAGGCCUAGAAGCUCUCAAAGAUGUUUCUCCUUUCCUUUUAGUAGAAGCAUUGGCGGAAACAACCAUUUCUUCCUCUCUCUUGACAUUUAUUUGUCUCUGUUUAUUAUUCUGAAAUGAUACUUCUCAUACACCCCUCCCCAUCCACCACUCUCUCCCUUGUCUUCUUCCUACUCCUCCACUCAGUCAGUAAUGGUAUCAGUGUUUGAUGAAAUCUCCUAACGGAAGACGUCCCGGGCUGCUUUUGCCACAGCCUCUCAGAUGAGGUCAUGGGUUCUCCGUUUUGAUGGGAUUACAUGCGGCUCUGCCCACUUAGAGAUUGGACCUGCUCAUUCUGAUGCUAAUAGAAGAAACCAGCCGUCAAGCCGCCAUGCUCGUGCAUGUCUUUGAAAGGGCAGGAAACUGGCAAGUCAAAUCUGAAUGUGAUGGAAAGCACUUGUAAGGAACGAGGGCCAUAAACUGUAACUAGUUCAAUGUGCGGUGUACAUGAACACUUAAAAGAAGAAAAAAGGUUAAAUUUAAAAACACAACCAUGUGUUUCAUCAAAAACUCUGGACUACCUGCCUGCACUCAGCUAAAAAACAAUCAACUGAUUUUGCUCCAAGUCCCCAUGGAAAAUAUAAAAUGUAUGUCUCCUCCAAACAGCUAGAGAUUCUUGGUGCAGAAUAGAUUUUUCUAAAUUCUUAUACUAACCUCUUUGCACAUACUUAUUUGUAAGUCAGGACUUACAUGGACACCAGUUAUUUUGACCAAGUGCAUUGUUUGUGUGAGAAACCCAUACAGUGCCCAUCAUCCUUUUACUAAGUUUAAGUUAUGUUUGUAACAGUUCUUGUUUUGACAAUGCAAUUUAUUAUUAGUAGGUUUGAUACUGAAGCUACUGAAGCAGCUGAAAAUGAUCUCUUCAAAUACACAAAAAAAGACUUUUGUCUUAAAUUUCUGCCUCGACUUGGAUGUUUUGCUAAAACUUCUUUGUGACUCAAAUGUUUUUAACUUCUUGUCCAAAUACUAAGGCCAAAUUACGUAUGACUUUGUGGUAUUUCAGUAUUCUGGAGAGGUUAAAAGAAAGCAGGCUCACUAUCCAUCAUGCACACAGUGUGUAUUUCCAGAGUAAAGUCUAUUUGCUGUGUCCUCACAUGGUCCAGAGAAAUCAGAUACCUGCUCUUUUUGGCAGAAUUUUAGAGAAUAACUUUGUUUAAGAUUAGGACAUGGGUUCAGGCUUCAUAUCAUUGUAUGUUAAUAUGGACGGUGAGCCUCCAUCUCCUCCACUGUAAAAGAGUAAAACCAACAUGCUGCCUCAAUGAGUGCUGACGUAUUGAGCUGGUGAUGAGGAUAUGUCCAGAAAUGAUCUGGAGGGGCUUCAGCUUUUGAAGGACCCAUCUUUUGUAGCCUGCUUCGACAGGUUUGGCCCAAUUGAAUUGAGAUGCUCUAGCUUAUGGAGAAUUCCCUUUUUAUGUCACUAGCUGUCCCUGCUCUUACACAGAGUUUAUGCAGUUGCGCCCUUGUUGCCUAGCGAUGGGUAGCUUUCUAAUUAACUAAAUUGCAUAACGAGCGUCGUAACUCAGAAAGUGAACAAGAGCAACUGUAGUAGGCUGCGUGCACAGCUGGCGCAUGUGCACUUAUACUAUACACUAUGUAAUGUAAUAAUAAUGAUAAUAUUAAUACUUUAUAAUGUCCUCUGUUACAUCAAGUCUUGGGGUUGUAGUUUAUUAGGAUUCAGAUCAAUGUCUCUUACUUUCCAGUCCACAUUGUGCCCCUUAGCUUUUCAGAUACAUAUGCACCACACCUGUCUCCUCAUACUCCUCUCACUGCUCUCCUCUCUCCACCUGUGGCCAUCUUAAAGUUUGCACCCCGUUGCACAACAUGUUCAAGAUUAAUUGCCCAGAUCUACUGCAAAGCAUGCACCCAAUGCAUUCCAGGAAAAAUAGGACACAUGUGUCAGCUGCAUUUGGAGGGCAGAACGGGACAGCCAUUGGCGUACUGCUGUGACAUAACCAGCCUUCAAUUGCGUCCAUGAAGGCCGCAGCCCCUAAUCGGGACAGAACAGUUAUUCCUUCUUAGUUCUGUAUAUCCAGUGAAUAAUGUUGAAGUUAUGUCAUCAAACCCCCCUCUUUGGAACAUCAAAUACCUGCUAAAACUGAAUUUCAAAAACCAGUAACAAAUCAGCAUGAUACACACUAACUGCUCAGAAAGAAACAAUGUUCAGGUCAAAUUCAUUUGAUGUGGAUUUUAAUGUUGUAGGUUGACUCUUGUUCUACUUUUUAUGUUAGAGGCAGGCUUUAGGACCUUUACUGCAGUGGUGGAACACUACAAGUUUGGCGUCACUUUAGGGGAGGUGACGUGUUGUCAAUCUUUUAUACUGACAUUGUUCAAAUACAGUGCAUAAAUAAGGUAAAGAGGAAACUUAGACUGAGAGAAGCAGAAUCUAAAGCUGCUUGAAAAUUGAACGAGGUUCGAAACAGCACGAAAGAAAACAAAGAUGGCUUUAGGAGUGCUGGUGCUGUGUGAUUGUGAUUGUGAUUGCUCUCGUUGCUUGAGCUGUCUACACUGUCAGGGUCCGAUCAGUUGCGGUCAGGUGAGGUGGGUCGUCUGUGUGCUCAGCUGUCCUCUGAGCUUCAUCACCGCUGACAGGAGGCCUCACCAUACACUCCAAUGAUUCGCUGACAGACAGGCUCCACCAGGAUACACCCCGUCUGGUUGUUUUGAGUAAAAACAAUGUGUGGUAGCCAACAUGAGCUGGAAAAAUGAAAAGUAACAGAUCAGUGACACAGCAGUGAGCUCUGACAUGUCUCUGGUGGCUGUCAGUCUUUCAAGUCAUUCAAAUUAAUUUUACCGUAGUUUGCAGUAAAUUGAAAUAAAUCCACACAUGACAAGAAUCCAGGAUGUCCAAAUACAAUUAAUUUACAGAAACCCUAGAGCAUAAAUACAGGAUUUGGGAUAAAGGUCUUCUACAGUGAGUGCUUUACUAGACAGAGAAAUACUAGUUGACGUUUUGCAAUGUGCGCUUUGCCAAUAAAAUGAACAGACAGAUAAAAGAAUAAAAUAUUUGAUAAAAGAAAUAAAAGCCCAAGUAUCUGUCUCACAGAACAGUCCCUGAGGCUUCACCAGUGUCAGUGGACCCAUUAAAAAAUUACAGUUCCAUAUAUAAAGGAGUGUGCUCAUGAGCACUGAAGUCAUACAAUGAGCCAAAAAGGAUUAGUAGAGUCACCUUGAAUCAGCAGUGUCAUUUUGCCCAGUAAAAUUGCAUUAUGGGAGCUGGAGCUGGCCCAGUGAUUUGUGUCCUCCUGACAAGGCUUCAGUGUUCAUUAGAGGCUGUGGUGAGCAGCUCCUAGACACACAGGAACCACACACACACACUCACAGUGAAAAUCUCUGACCGUGUCCAAUGUUCUCCUUAAUGCUUGAAAAUCUGAGCCCUUCAGGAUUUCCUCUUUAUAUCCUCCGACAUUUUUAAGUGAUCUCAAUGAUGGCUGUGUCUUUGUGUUUAGUUAAAAAUCAUUGAUUAACUAAGUAAGAAUGAGCCUGUGGGGGCUACUGUGAUGAUGAAGUGUUUGAACACUCCCAUGAAAUCAUGUGACAUAACUUGCAGUGGCAGCCUGGGGUCUCCCUUCUAUGGUACAAUGGGGAAAGGGCUUCCCCAUCUGUGCAGUGGGCGUGAACUCCUGUCUGUGCAUGACAUGUUUUGGAGUGUAAAAAAGUCUUCUGUAAGCGUCUCGCAAACACCAGUGAUAUAUGGAGUGAUUAAACGCAGCUAAUCACAGAACAUCAGGGGCAUUUGUUUCCUAUUAUAGGGCUGUUUUCCAGUUUGCGUUUAUCUACACAUCUACUCAUAACCGUUUCCCCUUUUCUCCUUUCUUUGCACGAAUCGAAUGUGACAGUGCCGUUCUGGUUGGAUCGUCACUCCCGUUGUAAUAAAUCAGCGCUUAUUGGGGGCAAAUUGAUUUUCGGGCAGGGCUUGUACAUUAGCUUCAGUUACCGAGAGAGGAUCAUGAGUCAGCAGAUUUGGCAUCUCCACGUAAAAUCUCUCAACCUGUGAUUAAUAAAGAGAGGAAAAAGCUCUCCUGGACAGCUAACAUUCAUUUACAAUAGAAAGAGAGAGCUGUUUUUCAGCCUUUUUUUUCUAACAUCACUCCAAAUGAUUAAAGGCCAUUGAGAUUAGUGAACAAAUGAUUGAAGAAGGUGUUUACUCUAAGUUUGGUGUCACUUGUUAUUCUGGCAUUCAGGCAGUAUCUGACAAUUAUCUCUUUUCUUUUUUCUUCUUCUUCUCUCCGAUCCCUACUCUUACCCAUCUGUUUUGUACUCUUCCUUUUUUUUUAUCCUCCCCUUGCCCCCCAUCCCCUCCAGCCUGGCCAAUGAUUGCCCUCCUGAGUUAUCUCCUGUGGUGACUGCGAACUCAAGGGUUUUCUUCCCUGCUGUAUCUUGUGGCCUACUGAUCUCACCACCUGCAUCCCCUCCUCCCAGCUUACACUCACCCCUCCUGCCCUGAUUUUCUUUGCCUCUACCUUUAAGUAUCCUCUGAGCCCCUGUGAAGACCUUCUGCCGGAGCCAAAAUGGAGGACACUUACAAUAACAGGACUUCCCUGGCAAAGGGGGCCAAGGACAUGGUGAAAGAGGCCAAGCGGCAUGCAACAAAGAAAGUUAACAAAGUGGUGGACCGUGCGUCAGAUGAGUAUUCGUCCCACCAUAACUAUAGUCGAUUCCAGGACGAGGAGGAUGAAGAUGAGGACUUCUACAGGAACCCGCCAAGGCAGGACGGAGAGCGCUACCAUGACAACGAGGAGGGCUCAAGUGAUGCCACAGAGGGCCAUGAUGAUGAGGAUGAGAUCUAUGAGGGGGAGUACCAGGGGAUUCCAUCUGCGGGAGACAGGAAGCAUAAGGAGGGCCAGGUAGCGUUGGGGCAACCUGUGUCGGACGCCACAAGGGACCGUAAAGUGUUAGAGGAGGAGAGACAGGCCGACGAGGAGGAGCUGGCCCAACAGUAUGAACUGAUCAUCCAAGAGUGCGGGCAUGGCAGGUUCCAGUGGCAGCUCUUCCUGGUGCUGGGGCUGGCCCUCAUGUCAGAUGGGGUUGAGGUGUUCGUAGUGGGCUUUGUGCUGCCCAGUGCAGAGACGGACAUGUGUGUGCCUAACUCCAGCUCAGGGUGGCUAGGUAAGUCUUGCUGUGUGUCUUUUGAUGUUGUUGAUUGUUCAUUUAAAUGUAUUUGCUAACAGGAAGCAAAAUAAGUAGUUAUUGGUAAUAGCAAUACAAUGCAACAUGGGUAGUUUAAGAUUAUUUUAUACCACCUGACCGUCACACUGAUGCCUUCACAGUUGUAUUGGGAUUAACCUGAAAACAUACAAGUCAAACAGAGAACGUUUGCCAUAGUUAAGAACAGGGAGUUUGAAGGGAGUGCAGGUUGGUUAUAUUUAAGGAGAUAAUCAGUUGGAUGUCAAGAUGCAAAUGUAAAAUGAAGCCAAGCCAUGUCAGAGCUAUUUCAACAUUUAUAGGUACUUUCUUUUGGUAGUUUUCUUAGUUUUUAACUGCUGGUCGCACUACAGUGGCCUGUUAAACGGGUGUAUUGUUGUAACAUAAAAAAAUGAAGGGCUACAACACUUCUUUUUUUUAAAGUCCCACUCCGAUCGUUUUUUUUUACUACUUAAAGUGUUGUCAGUGGUCUUUAAAUUGCGAUUACGAAGUUUUUAUCAAAAAUCACGUUACCUGUGUCAUUUUCAAGGGCUUUUCUUCUGCAGAGCUCCAGUUAAAAAUUAGCAGUUCGUCUCUGGGCAGAGACAGCGCUGCUCUGCACACUCGUCUUUACGUUAGCUUGCAGCCUAACAUUGCCGGUGUAGUAGAAGUGGCAGGUAACAUAGGAGCUAUUUAGCGGGCACUAAUGUCUUUAGGGUCGCGAUGAAAGCUUAUAUCAUAAUUAACUUUCUUACGAGCAUUGCAAUCCGCUAACGCACACGCUUGUUCCAUGAUCAUCCCCUGUAUAUCUUCUGGGCUCUGGGGGCGGAGCUUGGAUUGGUUACAUAUGAAAUCUCACUGUUCCUGAACCUGUUGUUUGGGUCUGCCAGAGAUUCAUAGGUGGCUUUAAUCUCAUUGUACUGCGUAUAAUGACAAUAAAAGGCAUUCUGAUUCUGAUUCUGAGCAUCAGAAAAAUGUCAUAUGAACAUAUAAAAAAAGAGAAAAACAUGAUUUUCAUGGAAGUGGGUCUUUCAUCAGUCAACAAAAUGCAGUAUAAAAUCUGUUUGUCUGAAAAAACAAAUAAGUUUUGCUUGUCGUUUGCAUGCACACAUGCUGCACCAUAUCCUUGUGCAGUUUCAUAUAGAGGUGUUUUGGUUCACUGGUCUAUGUGUCAGGAUUAAGAGGGCAGUUUUUACUCCCUGUAUGCUCUUUGUGUUGAGAAGGAGUCCCUGCAGUCCCCGUGGCUGCAGGUGUAAAAUCCAUCACCUCAGAGCUGUGCGCAGGGGCUGACUCACUGUGUCAGUGCCAGAGCGGCGAGGGCAUAAAUUCUGGCACACAGAUUCUAGAUACUAACAGCCACAGCGGGACAUGACAAUGCAUUAACUGCACUGGAACUUUUGAUACAAAAAGGAUACUGUUCAAGAACCUUAUGUUGUGUCAUAAUCACACUGUUUUGAUUAAGCAUUGUACCUCAUUUCAAAUAAUAAUGCUUUAAACCUAAAGCUUUUUACAUCUAAGGGAUAGUAUGCAGAUUUUUCAGUGUGGGCUGGUCGAUUCUAUUCAUACUAUAUUAAUCAGGCAAACUUGUAAUGAGAAAUCAUUCUUCAAUUAUUGUAAGAUGUUGUGCACAGAACACCUUCUUUGCUCAGUCUCUCUCCAAGUAUCCAUGUAAACCCUUUUCUCCCUCUAUAGCCAAGCAAAAUCCUGCAGGCAUUCAUGCUCCACGCUCUGCUUCUUCUUGUUCGUGACUUCAUCCCUCACCCCCCUGUCCCUCCCUCUCACCCUCCAUUCUCUGUGUUCCUCUCUUUUCUUCUUCCAUCCUCCCCUUCUCCUCUCCUUUCUCCUGCUGAUUGCCCCAAGGCUCCUCCCUGUUGACGGGAACAUGAUUGGUGCGUGUGUGCGUGUAAAUGCGUGUGUGCGUGAGUGUGUGUGUGUGUUUGUGUGUGUGUCUGAGCUUAGCCAACAUGAUUACUAUGACCUUGUUGGUAUCCAUUUGGAGUUUUCCAGAGUAAUUACACUUAAUUACAGCAAACAAAAUGGAGUGAAUGGAUGUUUUACAGGUGGCGUGGUAAUCCUUUAUUCAUCUGAAGAGGUAAAAAAAGGCCUGUGAAAUCUUUGGAUACAUUAUAUUAAGAUGGUCUGAUAUCCCAAGUAUUUUAUGUAAUCUUUAUCUAAUUGAGCAGAAUCAUAGUGUUCUUGUAGGGACACAAGACAAUAUUAUAUGGGGAGGGCUAUGGCGUCGUGGGAUCUUUAGAUAAAAAGCAGGUUUUUAGAAUUUAAAUACGUUAAGUGGGUACAAUAAUUCUAUGUAUUUAGAAUAUAAAAUACCUUGUUACGAUCCAAGCAACACUUUAAGGCCCCGCUCCUUAAAAGCAGCAUUUCAGCAUUUGCUAACAUUUACCUAAGGCGCACAGGACAUGACAAAAGUAGCUAACUUCCGGCAUUAUCUGGCAGUAUGUGUUCACAAUAGCUGCAACAUGAGCAUCCUGGUCACUAGCAUCAGAUUGCCUUGACAUCAUCCACUUUUUUCUUAGUAAUUAUUAAAAGUGAAGAACAAACGAAUUCCUUCUUCACUGUAUUGAUUCAGGAUGUUUUUUUCUAUUCCAAAAUAAGUAAAGGAGGGUGGGGACUCACCACUGUGGUUUUGCAGUCUUACAAUAGGAUGAUACCUCUGCAGUGGUUGCAGUUGAGUCACAUUUUAGGAAAAAACAUAAAGGCAAAUGCAAACACAAAUAUAUUUAAUAGGAGUGACAAAACAAAAGCUUACUUCAUUAGUUCAUUGAUCAAAUGACCAAACUCCAAUGCGUCUGGGUUACUCAUGCAGACAACAACAGCUAGUAAUACCCAUAGACUGUAUAAACUAUGGACAACUUUGUUCCGCCUUCCACCAGCAUAUGGAUUUGAAGCCAAAAAGCUCUCGGUAUUUCCGUGAUUUUUUUCCGCUUCCUGAAACCACAUUGUGCAGUAGCAUUGUCCGCAUUUGGCGGGAGAGUCGCCGAAAGACGCUAUGAUGACGCUCGGCACAAAUAGUGUAUCUCCAGGUGAGCUACGCAAUUUUUGUACACCCAUAGGCUGUAUCAAGUGUCAAUCAUAGAAAACAUGAACCCCCUAAUAACUUUUAAAAACGGAGCUGUACAGAAAAAAGAGGACUUGAGCACAAACCAGUCUUAAAAUAAUUACAUGUCAACAUCACAAGCAGGGGGGAGAAAAAAAAAAAUUUUGAGUAAUAAAUUUCUAAAGUUUGUCCACAGCUUCAUAGGUAUUGCUGGAGGAGGCGGGAUUUGUGACCUAUACUGCAGCCCGUCACCAUAGUGUGCGUUUCUCGGGGUGGCUUCAUCAAGCGAGGAGGCAGAUGCUACCAUAUGACGAAUGAUAUUUGAGCAAAAAGAUGAUGUCCAACAUGUGAGAUCAUAAAAAGUUUCUCUAAAUUGAUAAAACAUUGUUCGCCCAUCAAUUUGUUGCCAAAUACCACGACAAGUCGGAAAGUUGGACACCAAAUUCUUCCCUGAGUUUCUGAGUUGUUCCAGCUCGAGCAGACAUUCAAGUAUUUUGAAGACAUAAAAAAAAAACAGGAAUUCUGUUUUUAGUUGGUUUUAUCUAAGCAAGUCCUCCAUUAUAGCUGUAUUGUGCAGAACCAAAACACUGAGUGAGAGGCAAGCUGCACAGACUGAGCUGAGCGUAAUGGGAUAAUGCAGCAUGAAAAACAUAAAGGCCCGCAUAGAAAAGAAGACUGAAAUUCUGAUUAGAUUACAGUGUUCAGUUUGGUCCUACCAGUAUAUUAGCGAUGAAUGAAGCGUGGAGAGCCAGGGAUGGAGGGCUGAAAUACUGUAAAUCCUCUAAAUAAGAGUGGCCGGUGUGGGAAGACAGAAGUGGUGAAAAACAAACGCUUUGAGAUGAUAAACAGGGGGACAUGAGAGGAGGAGGGAGAGCUUUGAAGUUAGAGAGGAGUAAUGGGGAAGGAGGUGUGGGUGGAUGGGAGCAGAGAGGAGGCGGAUUGGUGGCAUUUGGUAUAGCAACAAUGUGAGGGAGAGGCUUAGCUAUCAUCUCAGACACAACAGACAAUGAGGACGCACCACCCUAUCAUUACUUAUUUGUUGGCUUAGGCUGUGUUUUUCCUCCUGAAAUUGCCCUCCCUCUAUCGCUUAACUCCUUCUCAUGUCCAUUAAACAUCUACAUCAAUACUUCUUUCUUCCUUUGAUUGUUUUCUCCCUGUUUUAUACUUUUACCAUCUUAAACCUUUUGCUCUUCUUUUUUGUCCCAUCUUCAGUCUUGAAGCUCCAUUUCCUCACCACUUCUUCCUUUGUUCUCUCUUUUACUCACUUUCUUUCUAUGCCAGCUGGCAGGCUGUGUGGGGCUGUGUGGUCCAGGGGCAGCUGAGCAUGGCUAAACUGCAGUAAGAUCGCAGCACCACUGCAGAGACUACACUACUUGAGUUGUGCAGCUCCACAUUGUGUGGGAGAAUGUAUAUGUGUGUUACAGAGAGAGGAUGGGGGAGUGUGUGCGCUUUCUCAUAUGGACCAAACCAGCUGCCGGCAGCAAUAUGGGGCACAAGUAAACCAUGUCGAACUGCUCUCUCUUAUCAGGGGUUCACGGCAUCACCGUAUUUCACGCGAAAGAUCUACAGUCUUUAAUGUAAUGAAGGAUGGAUCAUUACUGAUGCUGAGUGAGCCACUUUAAUGCCUGCACUCUAAGCCGUACAAUAGGUUAGUUUCAUAUAGAUUGCAUUGAAAACCUGCCCCCACUGAUAUGACUUAAAGAUGACAAAAAGCUUCAAUCCUUUUUUUUGCGGAGGUGGCAGAAGAUGGAGGCACGAAUCCGAUCAAAAUGACAUGAUGUAGUACAAAUGUGAUUACACGCUGCUCAGUGUAAAGAAGCUGAUGACAGCAGAGCAAAGAGAAAACUAAGGAAAAUAAAUGAGAGGGGGAAGCACAGAGAGGAGAUGAACAGGAGGGAAGAGGGGAGGGGAAAAAAGGAGAGAUAGGGAAGGGGAAUAAGAAGUGAGCUAAGACAUUUCAGAGCUGAAGGAGAAGAUAGUAAAAGCUGAAAGAAAGAGGGAUGAAGCAAAAUUUGAGGGGUGCAAGUGGCAAAGAGAUGAAAUAGAUAGAAACAAAGAGAAGGAGCAGAAAAAUAUCAAACUGAGUGGGAAACCACAGUAAGUCACUGCACUGUGCACCAGGCACACUCUUGAAUGAUCGUAUCGUCAUUAUGAAUAAAACAGGACGGGUGUUUUGUGCGAUGCUGAAACAGUUUGUGCUGUUAAGAGCGAGGAGCAUCAAAGCAUGAAAUCAGAGAAGAGGUCGUGAUGCAGCUCAGCGCUCCCACGGCUCUCAGGGGGCUUCCUUUGGAUGUGACAGGACAGAAAACACUGAGCCCGGACCUUCCCCUUCCUCCUUUAUUCCACGUCUCUCUCUCACCCAACCUGAGAAUUACCAACCCCCGCCCCCCACCCAUUCAUAGCUUUACUCUUUGCCCUUCGCUGGCAGUGCUUUGUCCCAUACGUGUUUUAAAAUUUCAUUUCUUACCUACCUCUCAGAUGGCUGGAUUAAAAGAUUCUCGAUGUAAAGGUAGUGUUUUAGUCUGUGCUAUUUUAGUACAUGUGUAUAAAGUUGUUUUACUGCUUAUCGACGAGACGCUCACUCUGUGGAAUUUGUUCUGGCGCCUGUGAUUUGGCUGAAUAUUUUUUAUUCCUGGAGAUUUGUUUUGACACUCCAGCAGCAUGUCAUCUGAUAUAACCUUUUGUCCUCGCCUGACAAGACACCAGAAACAUUGUCACUUUUUGAUGACUCUCGAAGCCUUCAUGGGUCAUCAGGUUGAAUCUGUUUUGUUAUCUCCUCUUCUGAUGUGCAUAAUUGUUGCUUCAAAAACUUUACAUUUCUUUUGUGUGAAGAACCAGGACUAGAUGAAUCAACCCAUGUGUGUUUUGAAUCUAUAUUUUGGUCUUAUAAACAGGUUGAACAGGGCUAAGAAUUAUUGAUUGUAUCCUUCUUACUAGUUUGUGAGACCAAGGUGUAGGACCUUAAUUUACAGCCUCACUAAAUCAAUGACGGAGCAGCGGUGGGCGAAAGCACUCAGGAAAGAGGCUUCAUUAAUCAGAAUACUCUGGUUGAUGCCGCUAUGAUCCAACCUCUCCAAUCAAAUGUUAAAUAUUGACUCCUGACUCGGUCUGAUGAAAUGCUGGGACAUGUUGUGAUGAUAUCAGGUCUACUGCCAGUUGGUUUAUGAUGGUCUUUUUCUUAAAGGCAUGGUUGACGAUUUGAGAAGCAGUUGAAAAAAACUGAGCCGUUGAGGCAGAUUUGAAAAAAGCGUCCCACCCCUCACACAAACCUCCCCCCUCUGUGCUCCACGAUAACUCCCCCCCGAACCUGUGUCCCCCUACCCACAACACGCCCCCUCUGGCAGAGCAAGAAACUGGCCAGCAGAUGAUCCUAUGCUAGCUUCAAAUAGGAUUCACCAUGUCAGAUUGCUAGUGACUAGCCGCAGUAAACGCCAGCUCUGCUAGCGAGCACUGUCUGCAGCUGCUGGACAGCUACCGUGUUGACAUUGCAGAGAGUUGUUAUUGUAUUAUUGAGUUAUUUAUGUAACAUGUGCCACGAUAAAAGGCAAAAAUUACCUGUUCAACAAAAACUCUGCUGUCUCUGCAUCUGUUUUCAGGCCCAAAUCCUGGCGGAGUUUUCUCCACCGCUCCAAGAAUUACCUGAUGUUUAUUCGAGUUAGAUUAUUCGCUUGGUCACAUUUCCUCUUCGACUCUGCUCUUUCUUCUGUCAAUUUGCGUUUUCUUAGCACUUUUGGCAGUGGGGCAGGCAGAAGUAUUUUUUUUUUUUUUGAGUCCUUCUCCAUCACAGCUCCUGUAGCUAAGCUGCUACGCUAAUUUAGCCGCUCAGAACUCCGAUGAGGGCAGGGAGAGUGGAAGGGGAUGGGUCUGAACUAAGGGAGAGUGGUGUGUCGAAUACAGCAAGGUGAUUGGAUGGAGAAGCAGGAGAUUGACCAAUAGGAGCUGUUCGGGACGGCUGGCUCCCAUUGGUCAAUGUUUUUGCAGUCCUGCACCUGCUAGGAUGAUCUGAUUUUUUUCCAUUCUUUUUUUUUCUUCACUUUGUGGAGAUUUUAAAAAAGCCUCAGGUUUCUUACUCUGGUGUAUUAAAAUACCAUUAUGUCAGCCUCCGUCUAAAAUGAACAGAUGCACUAGUAAGGAGUCUAUAAUGCUGACGCAAGCACUUUGGUGAGUCCUGUGUUUUUUUUGCAAGGUGCCGUUCUGAGCGGUUUACAUCUAUUUUCUGAAAUUAUGACAACAUACUGUAUGUUUACCUUGUGAUUUGAAAUUUUGCAUACAUCUACGGACGCCAUACAGUGUAACUUUACCAUAAUAGCAUAAUACCACCCGUUUGACAAAUGAAGCCUGUCCCAUGAGACUGGCUGAAGAGCAGCAGAUAUUUUUGAACUUCUCCAGUGGUUUCAUUUCUCCACCCAUGGUUGGUUGAUCAGAGCUUGAGGAUAAUCUAUUCUUCUAUCAUGGGUUUCUUCUCACCCAUCUCCUCUAAACAUUAGAAUAACCACAGAAAUUUGAAUCUAAGGUAGGGAUGGGACUUGAUUAGAUUUUAUCAAUAUCAAUGCCAUUAUCGAUUCUGCUUAUCGAUUCAACUCUUUAACGAUUCCGUUAUCAAUGCCUUUCUUUGAUUUAAAAAAAGGUAGACUAUAGGUUUUCACUGUUAACUCAAAAUUUAUUGAGUCUCUGAUAACAGAAAAAGAUGUAUGCUACCUUCAGUGAGAAUCUAAAAAUGAUCGAACAACAAACUAUUCGUACAGCAUUUAUUUUGGUCGGUAUUAAGUCAAAACACACAGGACAUACACCUUCCAUGCCCUGCUGAGAUGGAAUGGCAGCUGCCUACGACCGGCGGAGAGCAUCAAAUACAUGUGAUUCUUUAUAUUUGAUGCUGUGCCCCGUUCACAAAUGUUUAAGGAUGUUGCUGGUGUUUCUAUUUUUGCAUGUUAUCACUUUCUUGGUAAAAUUAAGUCACGCUGUAGAUCGUUUCUGCUUACUUUUUGUACUGUCCACCAUGUUUUUUUCUCUGUCUCUGUUCUUGUUCUCAUAGACUGGCACUUGCGAGACUGUGCAAGGCACCCAGAAGAGAAAUCUUUAAGAUAAAAUGUAAAUGAUGUUGAUGGAUUGAACCAUUUGGAACCAGUUCUCAAGAAGAACCGGUUCUCGAUUCCCAUCUCUUAUCUAGAGCAAGAUACUUGUAGUAUCAUUUUUUCCUUCGUUGUUCAGGAUCUAAAGAUUUGGAGACUGAAUGUUUACUCUUGCCCUGUCAUUGUGUCAGUGACUGCAUGUGACUGACCGUUCCUGUGGAGAGCUUUUCAACCUCAGAUUUGCUGCAGGGUGGUAACUGCUUGGUUUGAGUCUGAACAGUAAAUGGGACCAUACCGCUUUGAAAUCUCACUGAAAGAAUUGUGUGACUUAUGAGAAAUCGAAUAAUCUCUAAAAGCACAAAACACAAGAUUCAGUCGAAAUACGUGCCAUAAUUUUCUGACAUGAGAGGUUAAUGCUACAUAAAUGGUCCGGGGAUAUUUUUUCUUUAUGUAAUGAGAUAGACCUUGUAAUGUUAGGAGAUGUCUGUACUUUUAUGUUACACUCCUGAAUUAUAUUACACCACAGUGUACUCCUCUCCUCUCUGCGGGCACUGCUGACAUCACAGCUCAGAGAUACCGUGCAGUGAGUCAGACAGGACAUCGAUAAAUUCAUUACGUAAUGGACUGUCUUGUGAGAGAUGUGCUCAUUAGUCAACAGUUUCAUUGCUCUUUGUUAAAGGACACUGAAGAAGCAGGAAUCUGAGGUUUUGUUUUUGUCUUUUAGCUUAGUCUGUCUUGUGGAAAGUUGAGCACAGAAAUUAAAUGAAAAAAGCCGCUGGAUGUUUGGAUGCAUGACAAUUAAAUGGGAGGCCAGUGGGUGUUUGCCUGGGCACCAUGUAUCUCAGCGUCUCCUUAAUGAAGCAAAUGUGAACUGUGCAUAGACUGAAGACUUCCGCCAAAUUUAGAAUUGAAUUUAUGGCACCUUCAGGGCAAGUAUCUCGAUGGCUGCCAAAUGUGACAGAUAGCUGGGAUUUUGACCCCUGAAGCAAAAGAGUCAAACAGAUAUCAGCUCGCGGUAGAGGAGAAGAGACCUGACUGCAGACAUUACAGGGAGGAAAUGCAUCUCGCUAUUAAGAUUAUCGUAAUGGGAUGAACAAAGUUUCCUGAAGGCUGAGUCAUACCACUCUGUAUAUGAGUGUUACUUUAACAGCUCCUUCUUUUUGUGAUAAUUGCAUUCAGACAACUCUAAAUUAACUAACAUGUUUCUGCAUCGACAUAUAGUAUGUACGUCCAGUUAUGGAUAAGGAACAAAAUUGCAUCACCUGUCUGUGAACUACUAUGUAUUCAAGCCUAGAUCAGAAACCUCACAAGGUUUUUUGAAAUAGAAACUGUCAAACUGGAGUCUUUCUUCAAAGUACAUCUGAACUAUAUUGUGCUGUAUAGUUUGCAAGAGCUUUAAACCACACAAAGCCAAAUAAAGUAUAGACCAAAGCAGCAAUAAUGGACUCUCCUCUCCAGAGCAGAAUCAUGAUGAUCAGAGGGAGAAAUCAAUGCUGUUUUGUUAGACCAUUGAUCCCAUUUGUGACGAGCAAGAUUAAAAGAGAGCAGCGGACCCUUUUGUUAAGUCACCUCACGCUACUGUCCACAUUUGUCUCCUUAUUGAUCCGAGCCUGUUUUCAGUCUAUUGCAAUCUGUAUUUACUGUUCAAACUGAGAUUUUCAAUAGUAUGUCACAUUCAUAGUCAUCCAUCAAUGCUUCUCCUCUGAGCAGGAAUACCUAAACUUUUAAAUGGAAAUAUACUGAUAAAAAUCUCUGUAGAAAAUAAGAAUACUGUAUGUAGGUCUAAGUUAUUGAAGAACAUUUGCGCUUGUGUGCAGGUUCAACUUUUUAAUAAGAGAUAUCAUCACUAGAAUUAAUCAGUUGCCUUAUUUUUUCGUAUUAAACAGCAUGGUUAUGUUCAAGUUAAAUGGUGUUAAGGGGUAGGUGUCAGCCUAGCAGCUGAAGAAACAGCCCUGGAAUUAGGGCUGGGCAAUAAAAUGAUAUUAUAUAUACAUCGAAAAUUCAUUUUCUUCAAUAUCAAUGUAAAACACGGCCAAUAUCCUUCCCGAUAGUCGGCAUUCUGCCAUGUUUUGGUAGACUAUACGAAUAGCCAAUAAAAAGGGGAGUUGCCCGCCUCGCGCUGAACCAAUCAUGUGCUGAAUUAGAACCAAGUAGCAAACAACUGCGUAGUAGCAGGCUGCAGCUACACGCAACCAUAGCACUUUAACACGUGAAGCCGACAGCACCGUCGGGGAGAAAAAAAGAAAAUGAGUGCUACUCCUGGCAGAAAUGCAGAUGACAGCUCAACAGAUGAUGACACCGUUGACAACACCGGCACGAAAACGUCAAUGGUGUGGAGGAAUUUGGGUAUUUUGAGGUCGGACAUGAAGCAGAGUAGUGUGCACUGCAAAUUAUGUUGCGUACAUGUUCUCGCAAAGUCAGGGAAUACUUAAAAUGUUUUUCACCACCUGAAGCAGUGCCAUGCGGCUGAGCACGCACAAUGUAAAAGGUUACCUGAGCAGAACAAGGAGCCCAAAAGCGCGACACAAAGACCUCACAGAUGCAGUAGCUCGUUGUAGUCCAAAAGGCAUACUACCACUAAGCACUGUUAAAUUUCUUUUUUUAUAUCGUGAGAAAAAAACAUUUUCUCUCAUCAGACAUUCAUAAAAAAUGCUACAUUUGACUGUCAGAAAUUGGUAGAAUGACUUUUUUGUCAAAAAUCACAACUCCAUCAUUUAGAGGAUAAGAUAAACAAAGACUGCUUUGUCCACAGGGGGCGCCAAAGUUGACAUAAACAUAAAGUUCCUCACAGGAGCUUUAAUAUUUCAGCCCUCAUAUAUACAGAGAAAAAAAAUCUAAAUCUGUCAGUGUUGUGAUCAAGUCACCAAACCUUGAGUCAGCCUUAAGACAGAGCCAUCAAAGAAGAAGUCAGGCCCCAAUUAUCUCCAUCUGAGUCAGUGCUGAGCUCAAGUUGAGUCAUGAGUCCUGAUAAUUAGAGCUGGAGUUGGGCUUGAGUCUAAGCCCUGGACUUGAAUAUUUCAACACUGAAAUCUUUCUUUAUAAUUUGGUUCCUGGGCAAACAAAAACUCUUAAAAUUCUUUCAAAAGUUCCCAGGACUAUAUGUGAUAUUCACUUUAAACAAUUGUAAUUAAUAUUUUUAGAUAACAAUGGUCGCCCUCAGCCUUAGUAGCUUUAUAGCAUCUUUAAGUUUUGUUGUUUGUCUUCUUGCAGGUAACUUUAUCCCUUAAAUAAUCCCUCAUGGUAUCAUUAUCUACUACACCUAUUUGCCAGUUCAUAUUGCGGCCAAGACUAAAAAGGUGUUACAGAUUUUAUGCUUCAAAUAGUUUGAACAACCAUGCUAGGAUUUAAAAAGAAGAUGUUUGUCUGAAGUCUCUAAUGGGCCAGGCUGGCUCACAAAAAGAUUUGUUCAAGGCAAACAAAAACCUGACUUCUCUUUCCUCUUAUCUUUCCAGGCAGUGUUGUUUACUUGGGGAUGAUGGUCGGAGCGUUCUUCUGGGGCGGUAUGUCUGACAAAGUGGGCCGCAGACAGUGCCUCCUCAUUUGCAUGUCUACCAAUGGCUUCUUCGCCUUUCUGUCAUCUUUUGUCCAGGGAUACGGCCUUUUCCUUCUCUGCCGCCUCGUUGCGGGUUUUGGGUAAGUCUGAUAAAGUGGAGAUCACUCUGAGACCGACAAAGCGUGACAUGCCAUCAGUUUAAAUGAUUUGUGAAAUGUCAGUUCAAAUGGUAGAAGACACUAUAGCGACUCCAAAUCUCCCUCUGUGGUGUAGGAUGGCCACAUUGUCCGUGAGAAUAAGAAUUUAUCCAUGUGAGGUCAAAUCUACAAGUCUCUGGAGAGUCAUGUAUCCUUCUUUUGUGUCAUUAUUCCAUUUGCUGAGUUGAUUUCCGGUUAUUUACUCUAUUGAUAACCAAAAUCUCAUCUUUACACUAGAGUUUAUUUUUAUUUUACACCAUUAUUACUGCAUGUACAGGAUAUAAUCUCCUUUGACUGCUGCAUUGCAGUAUUGCAAAUGCAAUUAACAGUGACGUCCAUGUUGUUAUUCCAACUACCACUAUCACUCUAUCUAUGAAUACAGCUUCAGUAUACAUUCCUGCAAUUGUAGACCUACUGGGAAUUCCCAGAGUGUAACAGACAUUGUCAUCCUCCUACUACAGAGAAUCAUGCUGUUGCAGUAUUUUAUUACAUCCCCUCCUUUAACGGUGUAACUGUUCCUUUAACAGCUAAUUUCAGUAAUUGCAUCUGCAGCAUACACUCCCCAGAGACCUUCAGAGUAAUUGAAAAAGGCUAUCUAAACUGCCAAUGCAACCUGUGCUCCUGAAUCAUGACAAAUUAGGAUUUUUUACAUUAGAAAAAAAAUGCUUAGUUGUGCAUAAUUUGUGCUUGCUUGGUCUUCUUGUGAAUUUAGCAAUAAACCUGCAGUUAUUUCCUUUUUUUAUUGGCAAACAAUCCAAAAAAUACCCACUCUGUCCAAACAGCUGAGUGAUAUUGAUGUAGUGUAAUGAAUAUGACAAUUUGACUGUAAAUGCCAGACUAUUUCCUCUUAAACUGAGAGAUUGAGAAAAUAACAGCUGGAUUUGACUUGUCUCGCUCACACUAACUUGCCCAUUCUCUCUCAUUCUUGUAGGAUAGGGGGUGCUGUGCCCAUCGUUUUCUCCUUCUUCGCUGAGGUGUUGUCCAGGGAGAAAAGAGGAGAGCAUCUUAGCUGGUUGUGUAUGUUCUGGAUGAUAGGAGAGAUUUAUGCAUCAGCCAUGGCUUGGGCAAUCAUACCACACUACGGUGAGUUUUUGUAACACCUGUCUGAGCUUGCAAGGUGUCAUGAGGGGUGCCACAAGUUUUGGCUUCACAGGCAAAGAAGCUUUUCAAUGUGACUUUGUCCAAAAGUACAGGCCACAGGUUAAGGAGCUGUAGGCUUUCCUGCAGCAGUGGUUGAGUUACAAGUCUCUCCUGCAAGGAGAAUCAAUUACUUAAAAGCUCUGAGCUGCAGGCUGUGAGAGGCAGAGGUUAAGAGAUUAACAUACGCAUGGAGACCAUAGAGAAGAUGCGUUCUGAAAGGGUGAGGGAGGGCCCAUGGGAGAGAGAAAGCUUUGAUUUAUCACAAUACUGCAUUAGAUAUCAGACACAGAAAGAAGGGAAGAGGCUCACUCGCUCUUCUUUCGCUGAUCCCAUCCUUCUCUUUUAACCUACUGUCCCCUCGUUUUUACUGCCUCCCCUCUGCUCCUGUUUUGCACUCUUCCUGUCUCUGUGUCUAACUCUGUCCUUCCUUUUAUUACCUCUCCUCUCUCUCCAGUCUCUGUCUCUGCAGAGUGUUCUUCUUGAUCAAGCAUAAUUAGGUUUUUCUCCUUGCUCUAAUAGGACAAAGCUACAGCUAGAGGUGAUUUAUGGCCAGACCGUGCUUUAGCCUACCUUUGACGUCAGCGAGAGGCAGACAGUGUGUGUGUGUGUGUGAGUGAGAGUGAGUGAGUGUGCAUUUACACAUCAGUGUGUGUUACUGUAAGUGGUGGGGUGAUGUUUUACUGGGCUGCAGCCACAUACAGGUCUUCUUCUUCUUCUUCAAGGGAAUUGAAGGCAAUAUCAUCUGACAUUGUAAGAGGUCAUUUGGGUUGGCACAUACACACACUCACAGACACACAGGAAGAACGGGGCAGAGCUGAUCAUUGGAGCCUGCUUAUUUUUACUUUUUUAUAAAUGCGACUCAGUGUGAUGUACACACACAGUGCUGGUGAUGAGCUCAGAAACAAACUGAUGACUCACAAAAGCCUCUAAAAGCAGAGCGAGUCUUCACGAGGAAACUAUAUCAGAUCUACUGAUAUUGUAUUGAAAGGGUCGUGGUGGCCUUACUUUACGAUUAUUCUUACUGACACGCACUACAACUCUGUGUCUCUUGUUCUGGGAGAAUACUACGUGUCUUCCAUAAAUACUCUGGUGCUCGCCAGUGGUUUUUAAUGUUUUCUAUAAAAUACUGCAGUGUCUGCAACCACCAGGGCAAUGACAUCAGGACAAAAAAGCCUCUCGCAGUAAAAUUUUGAGGCCUCUGAGCGUAGACAUGAAGGUAUUGGAAGAGGGGAAAUGAUAAAAGUGCUCCAACACUGUUACUCAAUACACCAUUAGAGCUCUCAUUUGUCUUCUCCACUUGCUGACUCCUAAUGUCUCCCGAAAGCCCCCCUGCCAAACUCACAGCUGGGGCGCUGAGGGAGGUCUGUGCAGCGCAGACCCUCAUGUUGCUGAUGAAGAGUUUGAAGACUGAACUCAGCAAAGCAGGCCCAUCAAAAGAGUAGUCUUGAGAGAUACUUUAAAGAUCUACUGAUUAAAGAUUUAACAACCCCUGUGAAUUCUAUAUCAUAGUCAAUUCCUUGUAACUCUUCUGCUUGAGUGUGAAAGGCAUUUAGAGAUUAAAAUGUGUUCUGUAAAUGAUCAAAUGCUGCAGAAAAUAUGCGUAUCAUUCAACAGCAUUUCAUCAAUUAACGUUUAUGCACAUGCUUGAAAAAUAAGGUAAAGCUCGGAGUAACGUGAUAUUUUGUUUUGUUUUCAUGGUCCUCUUUUUAAGGGACCAUGCAAGUGAUGAUAAAUUCUUGGAUAGCAUUUUGUAGCAACAUUUGGCUUAUGCUGCUAAAUUACCAUUUUAUAAUGUGGCCGUCUUGUGGAAUUAAAUUGAACUUUCUCUUGCUUUGACUUGUUUAGCUAACAGCACUAGUUAUCUAUCUAUCUAUCUAUCUAUCUAUCUAUCUAUCUAUCUAUCUAUCUAUCUAUCUAUCUAUCUAUCUAUCUAUCUAUCUAUCUAUCUAUCUAUCUAUCUAUCUAUCUAUCUAUGUCCGUCUGUCUGUCUGUCCCUCUGACUGUCUAUUGUGUCUGGGAAGAGUGUACACCGCUGACUUAGUCAUCCAUACACUUAGUCAAUUAUGUACAUAAUCCCUGUAAUGAGAUUUCCGAUGGCCUGGGUGAAACAGUAACCCCGAGGGGCAGAAAGUAACACUACAUUUCAGAAGAAAAGGCAAUCUCUGCUGAACAAAUCUCUCCUUUUUUCUCUGUCAUUCUGUCUGUUUCUCUCUUUCCUCACUCGGAGUCACUUCAGACAUACACACACUCGACUCGACUCACACACGAUGAAAACAGAUAAACGGGAAACACACGAGCAAGAGUAGUGGAUAGAAGUCAUUACUUUAUUACCGCAAGAGAGAACACUUAAAAUAUGAAAUUUCAAUCCAGACUUAUUUGUUGCAGCUGAAUUGAAGUUGGCUAAUUCUAUACUAAUAUUUAUGUUGCACAUUGUGCUGUUUUCUUAUUUAGCAAAGCAUUUACUGUUCUGUCUUUUUUUUUCUUUUGUACCAUUUGCUAUUCCUAACCAUUAUUGCUUUCAUUUUGAUACAGAUUUGUGCUUUGUUGUAACAUUUUAAUGCCUCUCAGGUCUUUUUAGGUAUGCAUUUAUACCACUCAUGACAGACGCCCGCCCCCCUUUUAAAACAGUUGUUUUUAGCAGUUGAUAUGUGUUGCUUUCAAAGCCGGUUUUUUAAUAUGCUCUCAGAUUAAUUCCAAGCAGCAUUUUUCUGGCAUAACCAUUAGCAUUAACCCCCUCCCCACCCCCUGACUCCCCUCCUACGCCUGUUGAUGGAUAAUGUUGCUGUUCCCUUUGGAGCAGCAUCUCCAUGAGGCACGAUCUGUUGAGAAACGUGGGAGGUCACGACUGAAACAGAAACCCUUUUCUGUGCUACCACCCAAAAACUCUAAAAAAUGAAGUAAAUGAUAGCAUGAAUUUAAGUCGACAUACACAACCAUUUAUGCAAUGGUCAUGGUGUUCUUACUUGUCCCAGCAUCUCUGUGUAUACACUUCAUUUUUUCCUAGCAACAAUCAUAAGUACUUUUGUUUUUCUAAACACAUUGCAUAAACUGUUCUCAUGAAAAGACCAAGGAAUCAAGAACAGCCUUUAUUUUAAAAGGAAAAUAUUCCAGUUUGUAACUCAUUGAAACAAAUGUGGUUUCAUGUUUGGUGCCACUAUUUUAGAACAUGAAUGACAAACCCAGAUGUUAUUAUUAAAGACUAUCACCUGAAAGAAACACCUAUAAUGUUCAAUUUUGCGAAUAUUGUUGUUUAUUAUUUAUUUACAUCUGUGUGAGUGGAAGUACAGCAUUAUGGCAUUAUAUUAGCUUUGACGGUGAUAUCUGCAUAUGGUAAUUUGCAUUAUUAAUUUCUCUUUGUAUUCCCUGCUAAUCGUUUUUUUCUUUUUUGCAUGAGUGUUUGUGUGCAUCUGCGCUUUCACUAGAGUCUUUAAGUCCCUGCAUGUGUGUAUGUGUAUGUGUGUGUGCAUGCGUUUUACAAUGAUUAAUGAGUCUGCGAGAGUGCCUGUGGGCUGAGAUCAGGUGCAACAAGAUUUAACUUAGCAGAAAACACUCAAUUCCUUUCCUACACAUUCAAUUAACCCGUCCCUCUGCACUCCUCUCAGCUCUCUGCAGAGCCAUUCAUCUUUGAGCAUACACAUCACACUCCUGGGCAGCAGAGUGCCUUUGUUAAAAUGCUGUCCUUCAUCUGCAGCCCCUCUCAUAGGUGGAGAUUUACACAUAAUAUUGCAAGUCAGCCUCUCAGAUCAAGUGUUCUAGUCCCUCUUUUGGUGAGGAUGUAUUGUUGCAUUUACACCUGUAAUGUAAAUUUAGUCAUUGCUUCUUCUAAGGGUCGAUUUGAGACUAAUUACAGUGAGUAAUUAUUUCUUUUGACUGAGUUUUUGUGAGCUAAAUAUUGACUAAAAAUUCCCCUGCUGGUUUUUCAAGGUGUUCAGUUGAUCAGUUUAGCAUUGUUUAUUACAGUUUAACCAGAGAACAAAUGGAUAAUGGGAUAAACUCCACAUGAUUUGCUUGUAGAAAAGCACUCACAGAUUACACAAAUGUUGAAAUACAGUUUAUAAGGUAGCAUGCAAAAAAAUAGCUUUAUAAGCAAAGUAAAGAGAACGCCUGGGCCACAUGGAGCACCCCCAAAAUAGCAUUUAGUCUAGCUUACUACUAAACUAACAUAAAGGAUGUUUGUCUUAGCCCACUGUUCAUCAUAUGUCCACUAGAAGACUGCUUAUCCAUUGUAACACCAAGAAGUAACAGGAAAUAUCACAAUAUUUGCCACAGGAGUUAAUGUUGACUUGUUGAAGCAGCACAAAGAAAAAGGAAAAGAAAAUUAACAGAAAAGAGAGACUGUUGCAAGUCUUUACAUUUGCUACUGAAGUAGAAUGUCAUUAUGCAAUGUAAUGUUUAUAAUUAUGAUUAUAGAAAUGAUUUAUAAACAGGCUGGGAGGGCCUUGGCCCCACAACCCAGAGGUUGUGUAAGCAGGCUGUUUUGUAAGAGCGUACACUUAUCUCAGUCCGCCUAAAGAGUUAAGUGUUAUUAACGACUGUCAGGAAAAGCUGAAGUUGAAUCCAAACAAAUGGUGAAUUUCAGAACAGUCAGACAUGUCCUUAGACAACCUUCUGGAGGAUCAGAUAUCCAACAGGGAAAGGCUCGCACCUGCAAUACACAUCGAAGAGCCUCAUGCAUUCACAUUAGAGGCACACAACAGUACUACACAAUAACACACAAUUAUGAUAUUCAGACACACACCCAGUAGCAUAAAAGUGAGUGAAAGGAGGAACUCGGGCACCUUUGGUGGUUUUGGUUUUAACAUCUGUACUGAUUUCUACAUCUGUACAAUACAAACAGCUCUUCAGAUCUCAUCCUCUCGCCUGUGUAUUAACUGUUUACCAUACAUGUUUUCCACAACACUAUACUUGUUUGAAUAGCUGCUAAUUAACAGAUAUUAAACAAUGAUUAUUAGUAUUAUGUGUAAGUUGUGUCUGCAGUCCCAUAAAAGUAAAAAUGACACUAACAUUGCUUAAGUUAUCACAUUGUUUUGUCCAGUCUUCAUAAAUACUGAACUUUGUUUUCUAAAAUAAACUUGAGAGCUGAAGGAGUUUAAUUGGUUUGGUUUAUGCACCUUUGUGGGCAUUCAUUUCAUUUUUGAAAGGUGCACACAGUAAAUGUUAAAGAAGAUUAUUUCAUUAUCUAUUUAAUGUACAGUACAUGUGUAUACUGUGUCAGCCAUCUGCAACAUAGUUGAUUCUUGUGUCGACUGUUCACAGGUUGGAGUUUCAGCAUGGGUUCAGCUUACCAGUUUCACAGCUGGAGGGUGUUUGUGGUGGUCUGUGCCCUGCCGUGUGUGUGUGCUGUGGUGGCACUUACCUUCAUGCCUGAGAGUCCCAGGUUCUACCUCGAGGUAACAGCUUAUUAUUAUUACAGCCCAAGAUAUAUUCACCCUUAAAUGAUCUUUGAAUCUGAAGAGUCAUGCUGCAAAAAUAGAAUCUCGAAGAAUGCCACUUCAAGUUACUGUGUCAUUGUCGCUAUCUAUCAGGGAGUCAAUUUGAUCAAUUGGGCUAAUGGAGAGUACUCAAGCCUUUGCCAAAAUAUCUUUUAUCAGACCAAACUGGGUGAGUCAUCCAAAAAUUGUGGAAAAGCCUUACAUUUCUGAGCAGGAGAAACCUGAAGUACCCUGACAGUAGGUGUGCUGGUUCAGGAUAAUUUCCUUUUUUAAGUAAAAUGAGUCACCGCUGUCACGACUCCCAUAAUAUUUGGCUCAUCCUAGAGAUAUAUUAUGUACAGUAUAUAUUGUUGUGGAUGACAGGCUGACGCUGUCUCUGAGUUAGCGACAGCAGUGCUGAUCCCAUUAAUUUUACUUGUCUUGUCUUUUCCUCUCACUUUCCCUCCUGUCAGGUGGGAAAGCAUGAUGAAGCCUGGAUGAUCCUCAAACAGAUCCAUGACACCAACAUGAGAGCGCGUGGGCAACCGGAGAAAGUCUUCACUGUGAGUGUUUUUUUCUGCCGAGCAUCGUCUUAGCUGGGUUUCCUGAUGCUUAAGGAAGCAAAGAAGCUUAUGAUAUGUCACUGCUGAGACAGGUUUUAAUGCUUUCAGCAGGCAGGAUCAUAUCUAAAUUAUGACGCUCCUGAAAGCAGUUUUGUGUCGUUUAGGCUUAUUCGCUCAGUGAGCAGCUCUGGGAAGGCUUUUUUGUCAACAUGUGUUUCUUCAUUGAUCAUUUACUCAUUAUAUUCAAGUUAAAAUUCUGUUUUUAUUAUUAUUGUGUUCUGUCAUUUGGUGAAAAACAGAAGGAAAAUUUAUUGAAAUAUAAAAAAACAUACGGUUAAUACCGAUGAUGUUGUGUCUGAAUGAUUCAGCGAUGCCUGACUGUCCUGUGUUUCAUUUUCCAGGUAAACAGAAUCAAGAUUCCAAAACAGCUGGAUGAACUGGUGGAAAUGGAGUCCGAGACUGGCAACCCAGUAUCAAAGUUUUUCUUUAGGAUUAAGGCUGAAGUAAAUGGGGUAAAUAUCUGUUUGUAAAUGCAGAAAAAAGAUCGUUUUACAUUUUGUUGUAACCAUGAUAAAGCUCGAGUCUGUCCACCUGUCUAACCCUGUCUUUUUACCCUCUUUUUUCAGAUCUAUCUGAAUCUCAUGAAGUGCUUCAACUACCCUAUGCGAGAAAACAUGAUGCGGCUUGCCAUUGUGUGGUUCACACUUUCUUUUGGGUGAGCUUCUUUUUGAUUCCACAGUUAACUUAAAAAAGCAUCCAUCUGUUUGUCCAUUUAUUCAUCAUCCAUCCAUCCAUCCAUUGCCCUCCCCUCAUCCAUAAUCAGUACCCAGUGACAGCAGGCUAAGCAAAUUUGUCCAGAUGUCCCCCUGCCCAGCAUUAUUUUGCUCUCUUCUACUUUUGGAUUCCAAGGUGCCACCAGAGGCAAAGAGGGUUUUAACUCUUCUGACCAGCUCUAGCCUGGGCUUAACAGAUAUCUGAAUCGGAUACCAGGGCCCCUCAGUUGGCUGCUUUGUUUGCAUCUAUUGAUUGGCAUCUAUUAUUGUGAAAAAGUAAGGCCUCUACUUUGUGCUCCCUUCAGAUGUCUGAGCUCUUUAACUUAUCCGACACACCUCAGUUUCCUCAAAAACUUAUUGUUGGUCACUUAUAUUGAUCUUAUAGUCAUGACCACUGGGUUGGAAUGUAGGUCAAGUGGUAAAUGGAGUCAGCCCCUCUGUUGCCUUCAUCACUGCUAGACCAAAAUGUCUGUUGUUUUCAUGAUCCAUUUUUUUCCCUCACUUGUUACCAGACCUACAGUACUUAAGUUCCUAUCUAAAACUCUUGGGGCUUGGCCCAGAGUACAUUGGGGCAUGUCUGACUGCUUUUUGCAAGUUAAGCAAGAUGCAAUUAGGUGAGAUGCAGGGUGCAUAAAGGUGGAUUAUGCUUAUUCAAAGGUAUGAAUCAAGCUGAUAACCGUGACAGCUCAUUUUCCCUUCAACACUGAAGGGAUAACAAGAUGCAUUCAGGUGUGUGAAUACUGGCUUUUUAUCAGGUUUCUGUUAGAUGGCAGCACGGCACAUUUGUGCUUGACCACAUUUUGAGACCAACACACCUCCGGGUGCCAAUUUGGAUGCAACUUUACAUGCCAUCAAUAUAGAGUUGAAGCUGAUUGAUAACAUGACAUGUAUGUCAAGAACAUAAUACAGUUACACUUGCAUUACAUACCACAUUUAUUUGGGGCAGUAACUCGUUCCCUUCACCCACAGGGAGCAAACUACCACCAGCAUCAAUUUGCAGUGAACCAUGGCCUCACUUAACUCUCCCACUGUUUCAUAAUUGACUACAUGCAGUCCCAGCUGGCUCUUACAUACUGCUAUAUCAAGGCGGGAUACUUAUGCCCCUGCUGCCCAAUGAAAAACAGUGUUGAAGUUCUGAAGGUUCUGAACAAAACUUUUAGAUUCUGCUGAAAAAACACGAAUAGAACCAGUGAAAAGUGGUAGCCCUGUAGAUGAGGUUUUGAUGAUAAGCUCAAACCUGUUUUCCACCACCUUGGAGCAAUCUUUUUAGGGGAGCUGAGUGGUGUAAAACCAAGGUAUCACCGGCAGAUUAGCACUUUGAUCUGCCAAUCCACAGACACUGUCCCAGACCUCCAUGCAACAAAACAUGUCAGUCAAGAAAUUCCAACAAUGUCCAAGGCCUUCAGCAUCGAAGAGCUAAUCCCACUGUACACCCACAUUUGCCACUGGAGACCCCAGCAACCUUUGCCUAGGAUUAAAUCAAGGCUUUCCUUGGAUUUUCACACUCUUACUCCACAUCAGAAGACAUGUUUGUUGGGUUCAGGAAUUCCUUAGUGUUCAGUCUUUGUCCAAAGAUAUUCCAGGAAAGAUCUGACUGGUUUAAUUCCUCUGGUCACAUAAUAGCAUUGAGCAUUCAGGCUUGUGGCCAAAUUGCAUUUCUGUCGUCUUGAUCUUGACGUUGCAUGGUCUCAAAAUCAAUCAGUCUGUAGAUCAAUAUCCAUCUACUUAUGUCUCCAUGGGAGCAGAAAUUGGAGUGAGAGCAGCAGAAAAGGAAAAACAUCUCUAAAAUACUGUUUAAAAUCCUCACUAGAACAAAAAAAGAAAUCACAGGUUCUUUAUGGCCUUAUAUUGAAUCUGAUUAUACCUUUAUGGUGCAACAAUCUUAAUUUCUAACUCUAGAACAUUGUUUGGCUGAUUGAUUGAUUUUUUUAUGCAUGAUUUUCUGUUUGCAGAUACUAUGGCCUUUCAGUUUGGUUCCCAGAUGUCAUCAAACACCUCCAGGCAGAUGAGUAUGCUUCUAAGGUGCAGCUCCACAGCAAUGAACGCAUAGAAGACUUCACCUUCAACUUCACUUUGGAGAACCAGAUUCAUAAAAAUGGCCUCUUCCUCAAUGACCGGUACGACAAUUAAACAAUUAACUGUCACGCGGAUCUUAGAUUCAAAGUAUUAGGAUUCCUGCACAUUAACUUUAAACAUUCUCUUAACAUUGGACAAGUGGAAGAUCCAAGACAUAUGAUAACUAGAUGUUACCACAAUAAGAUAUUAACAAAAGGAUUCAACUCUGCCUCUUUAGGUUCAUCAAUAUGAAGCUUAAGUCGGUCACCUUCAUCGACUCUACCUUUCGAAACUGCUACUUCGAUGAUGUGACAUCAGUUGGCUCCUUCUUUCGUAACUGUACUUUCAUUGAUGCUUUCUUCUUCAACACAGGUGAGAUACUGAGAUUAAAUGUGUGCACAUUUUUCCAUUGAUCUAACAAUGCUGCUAUUCUCAGAUUCAUGGGAUGUGGUUAAGUUACAGUGGACAUUUUCAGCUGUGAGGCGGAACAAAAUCCCUCUGUAUCUUAAAUGGCAUUGACCCUGCACUAUCAUAAUUUCCCCUUUUGUGUUCCUUGUGCAGACAUCGAUGACUCCAAGUUGAUAGAUGGCACAGAGGUAGUCAACAGCACGUUUACACACAACAAGACAGGAUGCCAGAUGACCUUUGAUGAUGACUACAGCGCUUAUUGGGUCUACUUCAUUAAUUUCCUCGGCACCCUCGCUGUUCUGCCUGGGAACAUUGUGUCUGCUCUUCUCAUGGACAAAAUUGGGCGUUUGUCCAUGCUGGGUAAGAAUGACGGACUAGGGUUUGCAUGCUCGUGAGUAAUUGGUUUUCCCAUUGACUGAAGGUUAUGAUUCAUGACAUGGAUGUUGCAUCUUUCAAUUCCUGGUAUCAGCGUCCAUUUUGAUUAAGCUCUAUAAUUCAAUCCGACAUUAAUCAAAUUGAUGUAUUAUGCACUCAUUCUUGUCCCACCCUUUUUCCUCUGACUGUGUUUGUGUGUGCUUGUGUUUGUGUGUCUGUCAGGAGGCUCAAUGGUCCUUUCAGGCAUCAGCUGUUUCUUCUUGUGGUUCGGCACAAGUGAAUCCAUGAUGAUUUUCAUGCUGUGCCUUUACAAUGGCCUGAGCAUCUCUGCCUGGAAUUCCCUGGAUGUGGUGACGACUGAGUCAUUCCCCACUGUCAGGAGGUAAGAGGUCAACUGUAGUACAUGAGUACAUAAUGAAUCACACAGUUAUAAUAAUCCUGCAGGGAUCUACACAUGAAGGAAGAUAUACACAGUUAACUUUAACAUCAUUCUCUCUUCUCCAUAUUUUCUGUUUUGCUCUCCAGAGGAACAGGUUUUGGUUUCUGCAAUGCUCUGUGUAAACUCGCUGCAGUCUUGGGGAACCUGAUCUUCGGUUCUCUCGUUGGAAUCACAAAGGCCAUCCCAAUCCUCAUGGCCUCCUCUGUGCUGGUCGGAGGAGGCCUGGUUGGACUUCGAUUGCCCGACACCAGGGCAAAUGUUCUCAUGUAACAUGAGCCUCAAGUCCACCAGUUGGAAUAAUGCUGUGGUGAAACCCGGGUAUAUCUGAGAGGAUGCCCAGGGAGUGUGGAGCAAGGAGUGCAAAUGGCUUGGUUCACACAUUUUUAAACACUGUUAAUUGUAUAAGCCCAAUACACUGUCACCCACUUAAGAUGUUUUUGUUUUAAUGACCACCAUUAGAAUACUUGAGGGGUGACUAACUGAAUUAGUUUGAAUAUCAAAAUGUCUCCAUGGAGUGUACCAGAACUUUAAUUGUUAAAAGUUAUAAACCCAGGGUCAUUGUUGAAAAAAGUCACAAUAUGGUUUUGUUUAUGCAACCAGGUUCAGUUUGGAUGAAGAGUCUAUGGUUUCAGUCAGUGAAAGAAGCUAGAAAAGCUGUAAAGCAAAAUCAUGAUAUAUACACAUGACAUGCACUUUUUGCUCAAAUUUGACUCUUGACCUCGUCUGGGUCUCAAACUCCAGUCCCCUGUGUUAAAAUUAUGUGUCUGUUGAACCCAUUUAUCCCGCUCAACCUCCUCCUGGCACAGACUUUGUCGCUCUUUUGUUGUGAUGUCUUCCAAUGCUUUGCUUCUGUCCUUGAAUCAGCUCCCACUAUCACUCAGCGCUGACACUGUUAAGUAAAUGCAGGUUGUUUAAUCCCAUCGAAAAAUCAUGACAGCUGACUUUUACUGACACUGUCACAGGUACUGUAGAGCUCUACUACCUCAUACUAAGAACGCAGGACAUUGGUAACAGCCAUUUAGUAUACUCAUAGGACCAGAUAAUUUUGGGGUGAUUUUUUCUCUCUUGGAUAGAACAGCAGAAGAAAAACAGGAAAUUAAUGGAGAGGUGAACCCAGGAUGACAACAGCAAAAGGUCAUUACUGGGAGUCACUAAUCUGAUUAGGACUAUAGCCUCUUUGGGGCACACAAUCCACUGUAACCACAAGUCUAAACCUGCACUUUGACUAAACCUGCACCUUGACAUAAAUCCUGAGUUGUAGUAGCCUCCUUUUCAGAGAUACUUUAUGCAUGUUUUGUUGGGAGACUGUAUAUGACAGAGUUUGUAUGGUUUGGCUGGAUUGUGAGACUUUUGUUCAGUGACUGGUUGAACCCUCAAGCUGCAACCAUAACCCUGUGUGGAGUCACUGCAUGGUGAAAGCCCAAGGUUUUUAAUAUUGAUAUGGUUAUUAAGACAUGGCAGAUGGAGAGAAAAGGGAAAAACAAGCUGUAAUGAGCAUCGUCAACCUGCUGUGUGAUAAGGUUGGGAAUAGAUGAUCAGACAGAGUGGUCACACUACACAGCUGUAUGACAGCUGGCUGGUUCACAGGACUAGCAUACACAGGUUAUGUUGGAGUCCAUGUGCAGAAAGUCAGCAGACACAAAUAUAUAAAAACUGCGUAUUGGUAUACAAAUACAUAUUCAGAAACAGGGUGGUAGUUAUACAUAUCUGAGCUUCAACCAUUUUUUUUACAUUAAAUGCCACUUUUUAUUUGACUAUAUCAGCAGUCUUUUAAAAAUGAUAUUGUUCAUGUAGUAAACCAAGCCCUCUGCAAUUCCUACUCAACCAGGAAUCAAAAAGGCCAUAUAAAAAAACUUAUUUUCUUGAACCAAUAAUUCUACGGUAUGUUGUAUAUAUAGCUGCUAUUAUAUUCUCCAGUGUUAAAGUUGCAGUAACAAUGAUGACAUAUUCUUUUAAUCCAAAUGUUGUGCCUCCAGGUCUUCCCUCAUGUGUUUUAUUGUUGUACAAAAGCUCUCUGGUGAGCUCUCUUUCUGGUUUAGCUUGUGUUGGAUCUUGCUUGUGGCAGUGACGUGGGUUAUAACAUGUCAUGCUGCUUCCUUUAAAAAAUACUGAAUGGCCUUUUAAAAUGUGCCUCUCCUUAACUGGAGCAGUCUGCUCAGUGUCAUGUGGUGUCUAAGAGUUAUAAGGAACAGACAGAAACUAAAUUGAAGAAAAAUAGAUGUGACAAUGAUGGUUUUGAUGUAUAUUUGUGAUUAUGUGUGAAUAUACAGUAUUUUUUUUUGAGUGUUUAUUCCUUUCACACUGCAUAUCUUCUGUUCGAUAUUUCCGUUUUGAUAAAACUUUACUUCUGUGGUUUAAGCCUGCUGUCUAAAAAGCCUCUAUUGUCACCAUGAAUCAGAAUACUGUCUAAAAUUGUAGGUCAUCUUGCGUGGCCAGUAAUGUAAAAAAACAAAACAAAACAACAACAUCCAUUUAAGAGAGUUAAUUGGGGGCAAACCAUGAUAAAAGCAUCACUUUAAAACACUUUUGGCAGUUUAACCUUGUAACUCAAACUAACAGGCAAAAAUUCCAGCAAAGUAUAUUUGAAUAUUUGUUAUAUUUAUAUAUUAAAGAAAUAGACAACUUUGUAAUAAAAUUCAGCUCCAUUAUUUUAUCUUAAUUAAGAAUUCCCAAAAUCUCACAUAUGAAAAUAUGACCUGUAGUUAUUCAGGAUUGAUUUGUUUCAAUAUUGAAACUGCUAAAUAUGAAAAAGAUGAUAAAUAAGAUGAAGACAAUAAAGUGAAAACCACAAUGCUGUUUAGAAAGUGAUGAUACCUCCAAGGAUCUGAAUAAAUAAUGAUAUUUUUUCAAAUUUGUCCAAUAAGCUGCUCCUGGUCUUGUAUUUUCAGUGGCUUUGGGCCUGUAUCUUCUUGCUUUUCUCUGUAUCUGUGAAAUCUGUGAUUGCAGCAUAGAGGUAGUUUGCCCUUGCUCUGCAGUUGGCUCUGUUAAGGCUACUAAAUACACACAAAAGCACCUCUGCAGGUUUCUCAAGCUGGCCUGUAUAUCUACAUCCUUUUCCACAGCUUAGUCUCAUAAAAUAUGUCUUACCAGUUGCUUCCUGUGUCUGUGCAGCAGAUACUUUUGACUUGCUUUCUUUAGGUUUAAAAAAAUAAUAAAGUUCACAUCCUAGAUAAAUGUACGAAUAUAAAGAUUAAAGCCCAGGGUCAUCUGAGCGCUACUAACUGCAGUCAGUAGAAAUAAUAACUAAAGAACCAUUGUGUUAUGUUGGAGAGAAAGUAUUUUAUCUUUCGAGUUUGAAGUUUGUGGAGUAUUCCUAAUAUUUAAUGUAUUUAAGUUGUGUGUGUGUAUGUGAGAGUGUGUGUGUGUGUGUGAAUGUGCGUCUGUGUGUGUAAAUAAUAAUGUACAUAUCAAAGCCGAUACUGAUGGCAUCUGGGUUUAAUGUGUUAAAGCUCCUUGACUGACUCUUGUGUCUCCUGCUAUGUCGAAGUGACAAGUUCAUCUACUGUCCCUCUGCUGUACAUCCCUGUGUGCCCCUAUUCACCUCCUAAAUUGUGUGUGCGCUUGUGUGUGUGUGUGUAUGUGUGUUCACAAGCUUGCAUGUAUGUAAGAAAAACGUAUGUUUUUUGUGCUAAUCUUUUUGUUCUUACUGUAAAUUGUUCUGGCAGUAAAUCAUGGCAAUAUCUUGAUUUUCGUUGAGGAAAAAUGUGAAUGUAUCACUCUUGUAAGUUCAGUUCAUCCAUUUUAUGGAGAUAAUCAAAUGUAAGCAGAGAAUAAAAAACGUGUAUUACUGUGAAGGGCCAGCUAUAAUAACUGAGUCUUCAGAGGUCCGUAAGUGUGAAAAUAUGAGGAGAAAUAUUUGCCAAAUGAUGCCCUGUGAAUAAUGCUAAAAACAGGAGAAGCUGAAAGUGCAGAUCGUGCUGCUUUUGAACAUAUAUACAAUAAAACUUAUGUUCUCUUGCAAGAUA
Xyrichtys novacula (pearly razorfish) is the source of this 33929-nucleotide messenger RNA. The record is from the annotation of a GenBank genome assembly. Lineage: Eukaryota; Metazoa; Chordata; Actinopteri; Labriformes; Labridae.